This is a messenger RNA of Erythranthe guttata (spotted monkey flower), 1377 nucleotides long. NCBI's taxonomy places the organism in Eukaryota, Viridiplantae, Streptophyta, Magnoliopsida, Lamiales, Phrymaceae. The record is from RefSeq and is a predicted model, not a curated record.
AUGCCAGUUCCAAUCGAAUUCUCAGCGGAUGACACAGUAAACAUAUUGGUGUUAGAUGAACUGGAUUACAACCGGUUUGUAAUAGGUAGGGAACUUCAACGGUGUCUUGCUUUAAUUACAGACGUGCAAACAAAGGUUUAUGAUGUAGUCAUGGAUGUUGUAUCCAAUGACCGUGGUGGAAUGUUCUUUCUAUAUGGCCAUGUUCGUUCCAAGGGAGAGAUUGUAAUUAACGUUGCAUCGAGAGGUAUAGCAUCGUUAUUGCUCCCCGGUGGAAGAACAACUCAUUCUCGAUUCGGACUACCCAUAAAUGUACACGAGAGUUCCACCUGUAGCAUAUCGCAACAAAGUCCACAGGCGGAGUUGUUCAUAAGGACAAAGCUUAUUAUAUGGAACGAGGCUCCUAUGAUGCAUAGAUACUGUUUUGAAGCGCUUGACAUGACAAUGAAGUCAAUAUUACAGGUUGACAAACUCUUUGGUGGAAAGGUGGUUGUUUUUAGAGGAGAUUUUAGGCAGAUUUUACCAGUUGUGCCCAAAGCAUCAAGGCAGGACAUAGUACAUGCUACGAUAAACUCCUCUUCGCUGUGGAAUUUCUGUUGUGUCAUGAAGUUGACUAAGAACAUGAGAUUGCAGUCAUGCUCUUCUCCAUCUAACGUGGAUGAGAAACCUACUGGAAUUCGUUUACCCGGAUUGUUGAGUAACAUAUAUGAUCCAGAUUAUUUUCAAGGGAGAGCAAUUCUUGCACCAACUAAUGAAUGCGUCGAGUUUGUGAACGAUCACUUAAUGUCUCUCCUUCCAGGAGAUGAGAAGGUGUACCUGAGUUCAGAUAGUAUGUUUAGGGACGAGCAAACAAUGGAGGAUAAUGCAGAAAUUUAUUCGACUGAAUUCCUCAACACAAUAAGAUGCUCCGAACUUCGUUCUCAUGCGUUGAAGUUCAAGAUUGGUGCACCCGUUAUGCUAAUAAAAAACAUCGAUCAAGCUAAAGGAUUGUGUAACGGGACCAAACUUCAAAUUAUUAGAACUAGCAUUCACGUUCUGAGUUGCAAAACUCUUUCCAGAAAAAAUAUCGGUGACAUGGUGUACAUGUUCAUUCCUCGGAUGACUUUAAUACCAUCUACCGGACUGCCAAUUAAAUUUCAGAGAAGACAGUUUCCGUUGAUUGUUUCUUUUGCAAUGACGAUCAAUAAAAGCCAAGGUCAAACUCUUUCGCAUGUUGGUUUGUAUCUUCCUAAGCAUGUCUUCAGCCAUGAUCAACUAUAUGUUGCACUGUCCAGAGUUACGAGCAGAGGUGGCAUUAAGAUAUUCAUCAAGUUGGAUUCGAGUGAACUCACCAAUGUUACUCGAAAUGUCGUGUACAAGGAAGUAUUUCAUCGAAUUUGA